AAGCAGAGCUCAGUAGCCUUAUUCUUUCCAUCUGAAACCACAGCUGAAGUAUCAUCAAAUCCUGCAGGCAAAACUAUUCCAGUAACUCAGUCUAGUAUCUUUGUGAGUGAAGCAUCAUCUGCCUUCAGCCCCACUACAGAAGCCACCUGGACAGCUUUCCCUCCCACUAUUACACUGACUGAAAUGGUGGCUACUACAGGCAGAGCUGCCACUGGUACAUUCAGUACCAGUAAUUUGGGCGAAGUGGCUUCUACCCCAGCAGAGAUGACCUCCAGCACUGCUGCGGAUGAGAGUAGCCCAGCCCGACUGUUUUCACAUAUUCCUGAUAAAGCUGCAACUGAAACUGGCUCCCCAACUACAGUGGAGCUCAUAGCCUUUAGCCAAACCGUUGUAGCGGCUUCAGCAACACUCUCUUCCUUUCCACAAGCUGAAACCACAGGUGAAAGAACAAAAUCCUUUAGCAUUUCUGCAGAAGAUGCUCUCCAGAGUAAUCCAGUCCCUUCCACAUCACUACUUGAAACAACAGCUAGCACAAGCAAUUUUGCAGCUGGAAUGACAAACGAUGGGGCUACCAAUCCUGCAGAAGAGUUUGCUACCCCUAUUACCAACACAGCGGUUGAAGAAACUCCCCCUGCAAUCUGGUCUUCACCUGCCAAAACAGAAAGAUUUUCAAUUUCAGCUAUCACAACUCCAGCAUCUCUCCCUUAUAUUUCACCAGAUGAAACCUCAUCAAUCUUUGGUGCCACUUCAGAAGCAACUUCAACAGUCUUUACUCUUCCUACGUCACCAGUAGAAAUCACAACAAAAGCCAGUAUUGCUACAGAUAGUGGCACUAAAAGUGUUAGCACUACAAAAGGAAAGACAACCUCAGAAUUGCCAUCUGCUAACACCAGCCUGAUUGGAAGAACAGUCACGGCAAAACUCCCAACCCCAUCAGACACCAUCACAUCCUUGUCAAAUAGCAAACCACCAGCUAGACAUGAUCUAGGGAGGAUCCACUUCAUCUUGUCCAUGAGCUUGACCACUUCUCUGAACACCACGAACCCUGCAGUCAGAGACGCUGUGGUGAAGAAGUUUCAUCAAGAUUUGCAUGCCAGGUUUCCUGAUGCUGGCUUCAGUGUAACAUGGAUUGGGCAACAACAGGAGAGCUGAAUAGGAAUUCACUGGAAGAUCCAUGAGCCACAACAUUCAGGACUGAAAGUAGAAGUCUAACCAGAGUACAGGAGAAUAUUCUUUGUCAUCUGAGCAUCAGCUCUGGUUAAAUGAUGUGCAAUGACUCUGGUCAGAAUCCAGGUACUGUAUUAUUCUAAUAUGCAAGCAGACAUGUUUUGUGCAAAAGGAAA
Sceloporus undulatus (fence lizard) is the source of this 1343-nucleotide messenger RNA. RefSeq names its product mucin-5AC-like. The transcript has 4 exons. The record is from RefSeq and is a predicted model, not a curated record. Lineage: Eukaryota; Metazoa; Chordata; Lepidosauria; Squamata; Phrynosomatidae. The coding region runs from base 184 to 1152 and encodes 322 amino acids.